This is a messenger RNA of Cutaneotrichosporon oleaginosum, 4751 nucleotides long. RefSeq lists its product as uncharacterized. The record is from RefSeq and is a predicted model, not a curated record. Gene Ontology annotation, biological process: sterol metabolic process; carbohydrate metabolic process. Gene Ontology annotation, molecular function: hexosyltransferase activity; UDP-glycosyltransferase activity. NCBI's taxonomy places the organism in Eukaryota, Fungi, Basidiomycota, Tremellomycetes, Trichosporonales, Trichosporonaceae.
CACAUCACGGCCGCCCGCGGGCAUGCUUGUUUGAUUAGCUUCGCUUUCUCCCAAGGCCGUCCGCAGUGUGCAGCAGGCGGGUACGUGUCGGUCGCCGGCAUUUGCGACGGAACAGCAGGACGGGACCACAGAAGCUGGGAACCCAUCGUGAGGACUGUGACGACUUGUCAUCGGUCGCAUCUCCAUGUCCAGCUUGUCCAGGCGGCAGUUAGUACCAUCAUUUUCAACCUCUUCAUUCAUUCAUCAAGCACGCCGCACGCCUCCGUACCUGCCAACUGAAUAGAUAGCAAUACCAAGCCAUCCGCAGCACCGCACCGCACCGCAGCAUGCCGCUCAACAAGCUGUCCUUUCCGCGUCCCGCGACCGCGACCGGUACCGGGCCUGCGUCGGCGUCUGCAGACUCGGCCCCCGACCCCGCCUCGCCACCGCCGUCCGCGUCCACUACAUCUGCGCCCAGCUUAGCCAUAGCGCCCACGCCCAAGUUCAAGCGCUUCCUCGCUAAAUGCCCCACCAAGAAGGGCCAGAACUCCAAGCACAAACGCACUGUAUCCGACGAAGGACUCGGCCACGUCCAGGCCGGCACCGCGUCAAGCUGCCAGCUCUUCUGCAUGUUCGAAGCUAUGGCCGCGGGCGCGCGCGGCAUCACGGGAGCAGGCCUACUCGAAGUCGAGGAGGACGAGGUCGAGGUCGACAGCCGCGGCGGCGUCCAGGUCGAGGUCGAGACGGCCCAGCCGAUGGGCGAGGGGCCGCCGGACGACGAGUUCCAUGAUGCCGACGAGUUCCGGGACACCGACAGCCUCGGUCACGAGAAGAUCGACUCGGAAGACACACCCGACGAAGACAAGAAGUACAGCUUUGCGCAGUGGAUCCGCGCCGAGCACGAAGACACGGGCGCAAAGCUGACUGCGCUUUCUAUGAACACGCUCAACUCGUCGUUCGCGAGUGCGAACGCGAGCUCGAGCACCGUCUCGCGGCCCGGCGCGCUGCGCCGGCCGUCCUACCGCCCCAAUCACUUGUACGAUACAGACGACGAAAGCGUGUCGACGGCCCCGACGUCGGAACAGCCGUUGACGCCCACCGCCUCGACGCCCACGACGCCCAAAUCUGCUGCGGUCCCGAGCCUUGCGGAGGAGAAGGACCGCUUCAGCCGUAACGAGUACAACGAAGCCGACAAGCUGCAGGCGAUCAUCGACGAGUUCGGGGACAUUGCCAGCAAAAUGGUGGACGCGGACGGACAGAGCGAGCCGGAGCGCAUCCUCGCCGAGAGCCAGGGCACGCUGUUCAAGGGUGUCAUGAUGAUCGGCAACUUGCACCUCACGACGCACCGGCUGCUCUUCCACGCGCUGCUGCCGCCCGACUCGGCGUUCAUGUCCCCCUCUGAAAUCGCGGAGCCGGGAGACGACGGCGCCGUCGCCCGCCCGAACAUCAUCUACGCGGGCCCGGUCACCGUCCACCGCUCGAACUUGUACAAGCCCAAGCAGCGGGUGUGGCUGGAGCUCUCGCCCGAGAUGAUCACAACCUAUCCCUCCGGCGACGAAAAGAGCCGUGUCCGCCCCCUCUUCUCCAUCCUCCUGUCCACCGUACUCCGGCUGAUGCCGUUUGAUGACGACCACCCCACCGACUUUGUCUUCACAUACGACUCGGCCGACGGCGAGCGCACCACCCAUUUCACCGUCGACAACGAGCAGAGCGCCAUCACCUGGCGCCGAUACUUUGAGAGCGCGCUGUUCCGUUACUCGCGCCGCCGGUUCCGCGACAGCCACAUGCGUGACUCGCUGCAAGGCGUCAUGGGCGCCAUGACCCACACGCAAGCCGUUGAAGGCUGGAGCAUGCUGCGCUGCUGCGUGCCGCUGGACCGCGCGCGCGUCGCCGGUGUGAGCGAGUACCACUCGUUCGCGACGCUCGUCAAGAUGGACAUCCGGCGCGACGACGCCGCGCCCGAGACGUCCGAGGGCAACUUCGCGGGCCUCAAGCAAGAGCUGCCCGAGUUCGAAGUGCCCCGGCGCGCGGUUACGGAGGACGGGGGGCGGCGGCGCUCGCGCUUCCUCCCCUCGUUGAGCCGGUCGAGAGACUCGUCCCGCGAAAGAACGAAGGAGAAGCGCGGCUCGGGCCAGUUCUCGUCCCCGCUGCGCGCGGAGACGGCGUACGCGUCGAGCCAGCCGGCGUUCGAUCCGGGCAGCAUUUCCCGCAACAAGACGUAUAUCGACGCGGCGCCGCCGCCGCGCCUCGACCCCGUCUCGGUCGAGGACGACGACAGCCUCUUCGACCUCGUUGUCGGCGUGCUCAACGAGCAAGCGUGGUUCGUGCAGGUGCUCGAGCCUGCGUUCGAGGCCGCGCGCGAGCGGCAGUACAAGGCGGGCGUGACGCCAGCAAAGUUCACGAUCGAUGUGGGCGGGUACGACUGCCUGGCAAAAGACGACGACAUCGAGGCACGCCGGGACCGGCGCAACUCGGGCGGCUCGGAGUCGAGCAUGCAAGACGACGACGAGGAGGCCGGCCGGCCGCUCGCGCUCAUCGAGGCCCGUAAGCGCGAAAAGGCCGCCAUGGCCGCGAGAGUAUUCGGCCUGCGCGAAGACGAGGGCAUCUGGCUCAAGCGCUGCUAUAUUGGCAAAGUCGCGCCGGCGCGGGGACACAUCAUCCUCACCCCGCGAUACAUCUGUUUCUGGCGGCGCGCGAACGUCGGCGCCGAUAUCAAGUACCGCUUUGCUGUGCGCGAUGUCAAGGGCGCGGAGGCGGCGCCGUCCACGCGCAUCCGGAUGCACGGGCUCGAUAUCCACAUCCACGGGCAGGAGGACCUGCACUUUGAGUUCUGGAAGAAGACGUCGCGCGACAUGGUGGUCGAGCGCAUCAACGAGCUCGUGCGCCUGCCCACGCCGCCGGGAACGGGGACGCAGACGCCGCAGAUGGCCGACUUCCCGCCCGACUCGGCGUCCGAGGCUUCCUCCGCCCAGCACUCAAUCGAGGGGCAGCAGGGCCCCGUCCAGAUGUGGCAGCAGGUGCGGGGGAUGAAGCUCGAGGACAAGGAUUUUGAGUUCAACCCCGCGCUCGGGACGGCGAGCACGCUCGCCCACGCGGCCAAAGUGCUCGCGCCGCCGCCCGACCUGCUUCUCUACCCGAAGGCGAUGAGCGACGAGGCGCUGAGCUACAUGCCCUUCGUGGCGAACCGGCCGUGGCAAGUACGCACGGGGUGGAACACGCGCCUGACGCCGCGGCGCUUCACGAUGCUCACUAUCGGCAGCCGCGGCGACGUGCAGCCAUACAUCGCGCUCGCGCUGCGCCUCAUGGAGGACGGGCACAAGUGCGUGAUCGUCACACACGACGAGUUCAAGACCUGGAUCGAGAGCUACGGCAUCGAGCACCGCCAAGCGGGCGGCGACCCGACGGCGCUCAUGAAGCUUAGCACGGACCACGCCAUGUUCUCGCCCGGCUUCUUCAAGGAGGCGCUCGGCGGGUUCCGGCGCUGGCUUGACGAAUUGCUCGUCGACAGCUGGAACGCGUGCCAGGACGCCGACGUGCUCAUCGAAAGCCCGAGCGCUAUGGCGGGCGUGCACAUCGCCGAAGGGCUCGCCAAGAAGAGCGGCAAGCCUGUCCCUUACUUCCGCGCAUUCACCAUGCCGUGGACCCGCACGAGCGCGUACCCGCAGGCAUUCAUGGUGCCGCAGAUCGAGAUGGGGCCGAGCUUCAACUACAGCACGUACGUGCUGUUCGACAACAUCAUGUGGCGCGCCAGCUCGGGGCAGAUCAACCGGUGGCGCAAGAAGUACCUCGGGCUUCGCAGCACCGACCAAGAAAGCCUGAGCAUCAACAAAGUGCCGUUCUUGUACAACUUCUCGCCGGCGGUCGUGCCCAAGCCCCUUGACUGGGACGACGCCAUCACGAUCACGGGAUACUGGAACCUGGAGAACAGCGACAUGGACUGGUCGCCGCCGCCGAGCCUCGACGCCUUCAUGGCGCAAGCAAAGGCGGACGGCAAGCCGCUCGUCUACAUUGGCUUCGGGAGCAUUAUCGUGCCGGACCCAGCGGCCGUAACGAAGAGCAUCGUCAAAGGCGUGGAAAAGGCGGGCGUGCGCGCCAUCAUCGCCAAGGGGUGGAGUGGGCGCGACAAAGCCGCGGACGCCGAGGACGACGAGCCGCUCCCGGCCAGCUGCUAUUCUGUCGACAAGGUGCCGCACGGCUGGCUGUUCCCCAAGCUCGACGCGGCAAUGCACCACGGCGGGGCGGGGACGACGGGCGCGUCCCUCCGCGCCGGCAUCCCGACGCUCAUCAAGCCUUGGUUCGGCGACCAGCACUUCUGGGCGCUGCGCGUGGCCAAGCUCGGCGUCGGCGCCAAGGUGUCGUCGCUGCGCUCUGACGACAUUGCGGACGCGCUGACCAAGGCGACGACCAGCCGCGUCAUGGUGGAGAAGGCGGCGCGGAUUGGCGAGCGCAUCCGCGCCGAGAGCGGCGUCGACGCCGCCGUACAGGCCAUCCACUACAAUAUCGUGCGGGCCGCACGGGACCGGCGCAGACUCCGCAAGCAGGAUAAUGCGCAUGGUGGCGCGCGCAUGCCGGUCGGCAUCCCGAAGCGGGGGAUGACGGCGCCGACUAUGUGCACCGUGCUUGCGGACGGGGCAGGCGAGCGGAGCGCGCGAUGAGCGGGUGAGCGGGUGAGCGGGGAAGCGGAUGAGUGGAGAGCGCUCGAGCGCGCGAACAAAGAUCGCGAGAAGUUGUUAUGUUGUACAACGUUCCAGUAGAUGUAUUGUCUGCGAUAG